AAGGCGGACACGCAACAACAUGCCUUCAUACAGUUUUUUCCUGUAAACUGUGGCAAACAAGUUGUGCCUGGAUCUGCUGAGAGGCAGGCAAACAGACAUAACGACGGGGCUGGAGUGCAACAAAAGAGAUUCCCUGGAAAACAUUUCUAUGUUCUGCAGAACAUCAGCUGAAGUGUUUUCCCAGUGAACAGCACAAGUCAUGUACCAAGUUGUACCAGGAGGAGCGGGAGGCACAAUUACAGAUGUUAUCCCCAAGCAGAAACACAACAAGGACACUCGACCCUUAGUCGGAGCUGGAGUAAUCGGCCUUGUGCUGUGGAUUGCAGCAGUGACUGCAUGGUGUUAUUACAUAGCCUCUCUACGCAAAGCUGAGCUGCUUAAGACUCAGCUGCUGGAUCUGAAUAAAGAUGGCUACAUUAUCCGCAACCAGGGAGGGUCUAUUGUUUUCAGAAUGGAUUUCAGGUCAGGGACAUUGGAUUUGGAUUCUUGCUCUAAAGAAGGGGAAAUGCUGAGCUGUGGACACACCACUGACAGAAAACUGAAUUUCUUCAUUGAGACAGUGCGACCCAAAGACACAGUACAAUGCUACCGUGUGCGAUGGGAGGAAUUGGUUCCUGACAUACCUGUUGAGCAUGCCAUGACAUACAAGUUCGCACACUGGUAUGGUGGGGCAGUGUCAGCAAUUCAGCACUGGCCUAUUUCCAUCUCUGGCCAACAGGCUCCCAAACCUUUUGUUACAAGUGAUAUUUACUCAAACCGCAAUGAAUUUGGUGGAAUUUUGGAGAGUUAUUGGCUCUCAUCCAAUGCUACGGCCAUCAAGAUCAAUAAUUCUGUGCCCUUCCACCUGGGCUGGAACGACACAGAGAAGACUAUGUCUUUCCAGGCGCGAUACAAUGACAGUCCGUUCAAGCCAAACCCAGGGGAGGCUCCAUGUGCUGAACUUAGCUACAGAGUAUGUGUGGGCUUGGAUGUGACAUCCAUACACAAGUACAUGGUCCGCAGAUACUUCAACAAACCAAACAAAGUGCCAGCCAAAGCCAUGUUUCAACAUCCUAUUUGGUCCACUUGGGCAUUGCAUAAGACUGACAUUGAUCAAGAGAAACUUUUGACAUAUGCUGCCAACAUACGCAAGUAUAACUUUAACUGCAGCCACCUGGAAUUAGAUGACCGCUACUCCAGCCGCUACGGGGAAUUUGAGUUUGACACAACAAAGUUCCCCAAUGCCUCAGCUAUGUUCCAAAAGCUGAAAUCAGAUGGAUUUCUCAUGUCACUCUGGAUUCACCCUUUCGUUAACUAUGACUCUGAAAACUUCCAUACCUGUGUAGAGAGGGGGCUGUUUGUCCGAGAGCCAACAGGCCGGCUGCCGGCCUUGGUGCGCUGGUGGAAUGGUAUUGGUGGCAUUUUGGACUUCACAAAUCCAGAAGCUCGUGAUUGGUUUUCCUCACAGCUGCGUUCCCUGCGCUCAAAGUAUGGAGUGUCAUCUUUUAAAUUUGAUGCAGGUGAGACCAACUACUUACCAUGGAAAUUCAGUACCAGAACUCCCAUUCGGGACCCAAGUUUUUUCACAAGACGUUAUACUGAGAUGGCCAUUCCCUAUAAUGAUAGAGCUGAGCUGCGUAGUGGCUACCAGUCUCAGAACAUAUCCUGCUUCUUCAGACCUAUCGACAGGGACUCAGUGUGGGGCUAUGAGUUGGGGCUCAAAUCUCUUAUUCCCACAGUGCUCACCAUGGGCAUUCUUGGCUAUCAGUUUAUUCUACCUGACAUGAUCGGGGGGAAUGCCUAUCUGAACCGCACUGAUGGAAAUCAUGCAUUGCCUGAUCGAGAACUCUAUAUCCGCUGGCUGGAGCUGUCAGCCUUCAUGCCCUCUAUGCAAUUUUCUGUUCCACCAUGGGAGUAUGACAACGAGGUGGUUGAAAUUGCACGUAAAUACACAGCUCUCCAUCAGAGCAUUGUGGCACCACGGGUCCUGGAGCUGGCUGGUGAGGUGCUGGACACCGGGGACCCAAUCAUACGGCCUCUGUGGUGGAUUGCCACAGGUGAUGAGACAGCCUAUAAAAUAGACUCCCAGUUCCUGAUUGGGGAUGACCUCAUGGUAGCACCCGUUUUAGAGCCUGGAAAGCAAGAGCGUGAUAUCUACCUUCCAGCUGGCAGUUGGAGAAGCUACAAGGGAGAGAGAUUUGAUAUCAAGGAGCCACUGCACCUCACAGACUAUCCUGUAGACCUGGAUGAAAUUGCUUACUUUGUUUGGGUGUAACAAAAAGGGAUUGUAAAGCUGAACGGGCUGGGUUAGCCGAUGCCCCAAUCUGCUUGUGAGACAAGCUUCACAAAUUUAGCUUUUAUGCUUGACAGAAGAGGCAUUUGAAAAAGGCUGUUUUUUACGGAGCUUUUUUGCAACAAAAUAUGGAGACUUUUAAAGCAGGUUUAAAUUGAACACUGCAUUGCAUCACACAUAUGAAAUUGUGUCUUAAAAAUGCUCAAAACCUCAUCUUAAUUUUUCAUUUCAUUUAAACUAAUUGGUGCUGUGUUUUCUUUGCAUCUUUUGUGAUUUUAAUGUAAAGCUAUGUUAAUAUCAUGUAUGAAAGCUGAACAAGCCAUGUAUGAAUUUUCUGAUGAAAAGGGAAUAGGUAAACUGUGAAUUGAAUAAGGCAUAAUCGCUAUAAAGUAUAUAUGAAAUGUUUAUAAAAAUGUCCAUAUAAGAAGUGUCAGAGCACUUUGAAGAUAAAUUUAAGCCAAACAGAUUGUAAUAUGGGUGAUAGAAGUGGUGUCAUCAGGCAGACAAUAGGCUUCAUAAAACCCUCUCUAUAUACCAUAUGUAUAUAUCAAUCAAUUCUCAAUUUAACUGAGCUAUCCUCCUUUUCCUUUGACACUGAUGUCUCCUCUUCUGUGCUCCGAGUUGCUUUUCAGGAAGUUCUGGUCUUAUGCUUCACUUAUCAGGAUGACUGCUUGAAGUUUAAUCAUUACAUACUGCAUGUGCUCUCAUUUGUGAAACACAGUGUCAUGUAACUACUCUUAGCGUAGAAGAAGAUGGAUUUUAUCUGGCACUAAAUAUUUUAUGCUCUCCCUCAGGUAACAACUUUCUCAGGCUGUAGUGUAUUCGAAGUGUCUCACAACUAUUUUCAUUGUGCUUUGCUGACUCCAAAUGCAGCUAAAUAACUAAUAAUGUCUAAUGACCACAUCCAAAAUAAGGAGCAUCUCUUUAGAAGGAUUUUUAAAAUGUUUGGAUUUGUGUUUCUUUAUAUCUGCUUAAAAUGUAAUAUGGAAGUCCAUACAUUUGGUUAAUAUAGCAACAUUUAAUUAUCAAAUUAAAUUGUACAGUGUAUUUUGUCAUAUUGUGCUUUGUUAAUGUGAAUGUUUUGUAACUGCAGUGAUAUCUCGUGCCAUGUGUUAUCUGCAACCAUUUUGUAUGCGAUUUGUUUUUAUGCUAAACAUUUCUUAUUGUUGUUGAUUAUUAUUUAAUAUAAGUGGUGAGUUAACCCUUUUUGGACAGAGUGUACUACAAAUGCCUCAGAAGUUUAUCUUCUAUAACAUCUUUAACUGUAAUAUUUUUUUUAAAUGUUCCAUUGCUGCACAAUAUCUGAAAAACAUCUUCUCCAUAGUUGUAGAUCAAAGUACACCAGUUAAGUCAUGUCUCUUGUUAUCUUGAGACGAAACUGAUAUUGAUCUUUUCAUCAAACUCCAGGAAAGGCAGCAAGCAUAUUUCUUUGAGUGACAUCUCACAAAGUAAAUUCAGAAAGAAUAUUAUACAGUUAUACUUGGGUUACGAAUCUAAAAAUUAUACCAUUAUAUCAUGUUUUUUUUCUUUAUUUUUGUUGUGAAAUUGGUGAGUUUUAUUGUCAUGCAGUGAAGCCAAUAAGCUCAUAUUUUACUUAAAAUAUUUGACACAAAAUAGGAUUCUGAAUCCUUUUAAUUCUAUCAUCAAAAUGAAUAAAAAGAUGCAUGUGAUUACAUGUAGUUAUGUUAAGUUUUAAUUUCCUGUGGUUCCUGUGUUAACAUUUUUUAAAUUUGUUGAUAUGGAUUCUGAUUGCUUUUUUGAAGCUGCAAUGGAUAAAUAUUGCAUGUGUGAUUUAUAGAUCAGGCAAUGUCCACUAAUGGUGCAAUGUGCCAAUUUGUCAGUUUGUUUUAGUGUUUUCUCACCUAUUGCGGAGUUGUAUGGCGACUGUGUGCUUUGACAUGUGGCCUACAUGUUGACCUCAGUGGAUCUGGUUUGUGCCUAUUAGUUUCAUCAUAUCAACUUUACCUAUUUAUAGCAGUUCUCACUCAGCAUCUAAGGCUAUUCCUGUCUUAGAGGGUCUUGCUUUAUGACAAGACUGCAAAGCUGUAUCUUGGACUGAAUAUUUUUUUGCUUUUGGCUCUUUUGACCCUGUGUGUGUGUUGCUUCCCUCGUGUUAUUAUAACGAAUGGCAAAAUUUGCAUGUGACUAAAGGGCAGCAUUCAUUUCAGCAAGCGUGCGUAUUUUGUAUGAAUGUAUUAAAAGAAAUCUGGUUUGA
Messenger RNA from Scomber scombrus (Atlantic mackerel), 4487 nucleotides. It is a transcript of the gene myorg, whose product is annotated as myogenesis regulating glycosidase (putative). The record is from RefSeq and is a predicted model, not a curated record. NCBI's taxonomy places the organism in Eukaryota, Metazoa, Chordata, Actinopteri, Scombriformes, Scombridae. Bases 200 to 2254 code for a protein of 684 amino acids. Gene Ontology annotation, molecular function: hydrolase activity, hydrolyzing O-glycosyl compounds. The transcript is spliced from 3 exons. Gene Ontology annotation, biological process: skeletal muscle fiber development; carbohydrate metabolic process.